Molecule: messenger RNA, 1195 nt
Organism: Lolium rigidum
Lineage: Eukaryota; Viridiplantae; Streptophyta; Magnoliopsida; Poales; Poaceae
Product: nudC domain-containing protein 2-like
Exons: 5
Coding region: 325-801 (158 amino acids)
Biological process (GO): protein folding
Cellular component (GO): cytoplasm
Source: RefSeq, a predicted model, not a curated record
CCAGUCUGAGCAACCUGACGUUCUCUUCUCUUCUCCCACUAUAUUGGCCAGCGCAGACCGCCUCCGCUGCCGGUUCUGACGGCUCCGGCAGCCCCCCUGCGACACUAGCAAUAUCCACGGGUUCCUCUCGACCUCCUCCACGAAUCCCUGCACUCGGUUGCUCCACCGCGAGCACUCCACGCAUAUCGACGCCACCACCAAGCCCUAGUCGUCGCCGACCUCGCCGGCGGGGGCUCCCGCAGCUGCUCGUCUUCUCCGUCUCCCUCAACCUUCGCGUUCCUCGCACGAAGACAUUAGAUUCUAGGAGCGCCGAAUCGCGCGGCCAUGGCCGAGAAGCUGGCUCCCGAGAAGCGCCAUGCCUUCGUCCACAACGGGCAGAAGGUCUUCGAAUGGGACCAGACGCUGGAGGAGGUGAACAUGUACAUUGAGCUCCCCAAGAACGUGCCCACCAAGCUGAUUAACUGCGUGAUCAAGGCCGGCCACGUCGAGGUUGGCAUCCGCGGCAACCCGCCCUACCUCAACCAUGACCUUAUGCUCCCCGUGAAGACAGAUUCGUCUUUCUGGACAAUAGAGGACGGUGAGUUGCAUAUAACUCUGCAAAAAAGGGAAAAGGGGAAAACGUGGGCAUCUCCAAUACAAGGUCAAGGUAGCUUAGAUCCAUAUGCUGCAGACGAGGAACAAAAACGUCUUAUGUUGCAAAGGUUUCAAGAGGAGAAUCCAGGGUUUGACUUCUCGCAGGCUCAGUUCAGUGGUACCUGCCCUGACCCAAGGACCUUCAUGGGUGGAAUUCACACCGACUGAAGAAGCCUGGCUCAAGAACAUAAAUCUUGCUGGAUGCUGUCGUUGUUAUUGUCAAUGCAUCUUGACAAAUUCGACAUUGUAUCUAUUACAUAUUUGAACUGUGAAGCAUCACUGUCUAGAUGAUUCAGUGUUUACCCUGGAAAUAAUUGUAAUGUAUGACCUUGACCUUCCUGUCGAUCAUGCCAAGGUGGAAAUUAGUGGCUGAAUCUGCUUUAUCCACUAAACCUAGUAAUCGCCCCUCAUGAUCCAGGAUGAUGGCAACCUGUGGCAGAUGUACUAACUACGGUUGUUAUCAUGCAGUAGUUGUGAAACUUCAAAUGUAGCGUCACAAUUGUUUAUAUGUUGUGUCUGGGUAAAACGUUCUGGAUAUAUAUUUCAUUGUAGUGUUUCGUCA